AGUUGUAAAAUAUGCGCGUUCGAAAACCAUCUCGUUUACAUCAAGAUCUUAUUGGCAUUAUUGCUAAAGUUGCCGAUAUUACUAACGUUAAAGAAAUUGAAUAUUUAUUCGAAUUUGGAACAGAUGAUAUAGACUGCUUCCUUGGUGGACUACAUAAAGUCAUCAUUAAGGGAAUAAGGGAUGGUGCUAAAGUUAAAAUAAAUGUGAUAAUAAAAUGGCAUUCUAAACCUUCCGAUCGCAUAUGUUUUAGAGCGGCUUAUCAAAGAGAAUGUGUCUUUUACCAAUAUAUAGCACCAAAGAUGUUAGAACUUCAGCGAAGUUAUAAUAUAAUUGAAGGCCUAAAACUAAAGUUCCCAAACUGUAUAUUUGCAAAUAUGGAAUACGAUAAAGAAACUAUCGUUACAAAUAUGCCCACUGAAUUCAAACUAUUGGACAGAUUCUAUAAAAUGGAUUUCAAUCACUCAUCGCUGGUUUUGAAGAAUCUUGCAAAAUUCCACGGGCUGUCAUUUGCUUUAGAAAAUUUGUCACCUAAGGUGUUUGAAAGUAUACGAGAUUUGUGUAGUAAAGAUGUUCAAUACGGCGAUCCUGAUGCUAUACCAAAAUCUUUAGUUGAAUAUUUUAAAGAGUCUUUAAGUGUUAUAACCAAUAUUGAAGCCAAAGUAAAACUUGAAGAAUUGUCACCAUAUAUUUUGGAGCUAUUAAAUAAAUGUGCUGCACCAGUUUUAAAUUAUAGUGCAAUUUGUCACGCGGACUGUUGGAAUAAUAAUAUCUUGUUUAAAUAUCAGGGGAAGAGACCAGUCGAUGUUCUUUUUGUGGAUUAUCAGUUAGUCCGCUAUGCUUCACCGGUGACGGACAUUUCGUACUAUUUAUAUAUGAGUGCGGAUCAAGAAAUACUUUCCAAUCACUACAAUCAACUCCUUGAUAUAUACUAUGGAACUUUAUCGGCCGUAUUGCGUCAGUGUCAUUUAGACGUGGAGGAUAUUUAUCCUAAGAGAAUUCUGCAAAAGCAUUUAAUUGAAUAUUCGGUAUUAGGAUUAAUAGAAGCAUUGAUAUCAAUGAAGAUAAUAACGGCCAAAACUGAAGAGGCUUUAAAAAUGACUGAACUGAAAUAUUCGUCUGAUGAGCCAUAUCAGUGUGAAAGCGAGAAUCAGGCAAUAUACGUGGAGAGAAUAAAUGAAGUUGUCAACGACUACUUCGGAAGAGGCUAUUCAAUAGACGCAUUAUUAAAUCAAUGACUGAAACGGUACCAUUGUUGUAGUCUUAAAUGUUUUAUAUUUCUUUGAAAUCACUUAUUUAUUUACAGCAACAUAAAUAUGAGAAAUCUGAUAAUGGUUUAGACCGUUUAUUACACUACAAUUAUUACAAUUAAAA
Messenger RNA from Vanessa tameamea, 1371 nucleotides. RefSeq lists its product as uncharacterized. NCBI's taxonomy places the organism in Eukaryota, Metazoa, Arthropoda, Insecta, Lepidoptera, Nymphalidae. The coding region runs from base 12 to 1235 and encodes 407 amino acids. The record is from RefSeq and is a predicted model, not a curated record. The transcript has 2 exons.